GUUAAAAAAAUUAAGAAGCUUUGUUCAAUUCUUUUAAUUAUUGUAAUUAUUAUUUAAUUUACUGUUAUAAAUUGUUAUUGGAUGUCUAUUAUUGUUGGUUCUUAAUUUUUUUGUAUUAAUCAAUAUGAGCAGAUGUGCUCAAUUUUCACUGGUUGCGUGAAUAUAUAUAACGAAAUAUACAGCAAUCAAUCCAUGACUUAUUGUGUAUGUUAGACAUGUCCUAAUGAAAAUUACGUUUGUAUCGCUGUGCUAAAAUGGCUAGUAUUAUAAAUCAUUGUAGACUAUGCGCGAAGAAAGAAGAAUUAUUAAAAGAUUUGUUGGAUGUAAACAAUAAGAGUGUAUUUAAAUCAAUACAAGAUUUUAUACAGAUAGCUGUUGUAGAAAAUGAUGUACUCCCGACUAAAAUAUGCUUAAAUUGUGAAGAAAAAAUAGUAUCAUUUCAAUUAUUCAUUUUGGAAUGUUACAAGGCCCAAGAUACCCUUAAAAGUAUAUAUUUAGACAAUUUUAACAUAAAGCAUGAAGAUGAGUCACUCCUUUAUAACAGUUCUGUUAUAAAGUCAGAGGUCAAAGAUGAAUUUACUCCAGAAGAUAUUGUUUUAGAUCACAUUGAUACUCGGAUAUCAGAGUAUGAUGGAGCAGACUUUUCUGAAUUUGAUGAUCACAAAAAUGAUGAUUCUGAUGAAGAUCCUGAUAAUAUUACAUUAGCCUCUCUGAAAAAAGAAAAAAGAAAACGUAUUAAGAAAAAAACAAUUAGUGAAGAAGAUGCUGCAGAUUUUAAAGAGCUUUUAAAGAAAUCUUAUUUAAAAGCAAAUGACUUUGUCAAAUUACACUGUGACAUGUGUGAUGUUAAAAUGAAAUCAUGGAGUGAGUUGACAGUCCAUUAUGGGAAAAUACAUAAGAGCAAACCAUAUUUGAAUUGUAUCUGUGGAUAUGUAAUUAACUCUAAGAGUGUACUUUAUAAGCAUGUUUCGGAUCACAAGUUAGAGAGUAGGAAGUUACACAACACAUCUCAAGAUAUUGGAAAACCGUCAAAUGUUAAUUACUCUUCACUCAAAAUACGUGAUUUUGUAGACUUUACAUGUAAUAUUUGUAAGAAAAAAUAUACCAGUUGGUACAGUUUAAAGUCACAUACGUCACAAAGACACAAGAUAAUGCCGAUUGUAAAAUGCAUUUGUGGUAUAACACUUAAAUCUAAAUCUGUACUCUAUAAACAUAUACAAGACCAUAGGAAUCCGAACGUUUUAAGUUGUGACAAAUGCCCUAGAAUAACGAAGACUAUAGAAGCUUUAAAUAAACACAAAAUGAGACAUAUUCCAAAAUCUGAAAGAAAGUUCUACUGCAAUUCAUGUGACAAAGUGUUCAAUACAAAGGAUGGUUUAAAAUCUCACUCGAAAUCCCAUAUACCAGUUGAAGAAAGAAAAAUUUAUCAUUGUGAUGUAUGUGAUCUGAAAUUCACGACAAGAUCUUCGGCUGCAUCACACAAACGCGUGGUGCACGACAAAAUCAAAAGCUACAUAUGCGAUCUGUGCGGCUACGCUUGCGGCACUAGCGGCGAAUUACGCCAACAUCGAGCUAUACACAGUGACGACAAACCCUACGUGUGCGGAAAGUGCUUUAAGCCAUUUAAAACACAUUCAAAUCUGAAGACUCACAUUGAUACACAUGAAGAUACAUCGUACACGUGCGGAGUUUGUAACCGCGUCCUUAACAGCCGACGCACUCUGAGGAAACAUUUGCUGGUUCACGAGGAAAAAUGUAGACAUGUCUGCUCAUACUGUCAUAAAGCUUUUAAAAGAAGUCAGACUCUGAAGGUUCACCUAUAUACUCACACGGGCGACAAGCCACUGUCUUGCAAGUGGUGCAACGAGCGGUUCGCUUAUGCGUCAACACUACGUUCACAUCGGCUUCGUUGCCACCCGGACAAGCUGGCUCAACCUGCCCACACAUACCAGCCGUACCGGCACCUUUCCACUCAGCAGGAUUAUAUCAAGAAUGACUUAGCGGUUAUUAACGGAGCAAAAAAUGAAACAGAGGCUAUGUAAAUCUAGAUCACCAGUUCGCUUAAGUUAAGUAGCUCGUCUGUAUUGUACUUAUACAUUCUCUUUACUUAAAACAAUGUAUAUAGUAAGUACCACACAAAUUGAAAGAUAAUAAAGCUA
Molecule: messenger RNA, 2159 nt
Organism: Achroia grisella
Lineage: Eukaryota; Metazoa; Arthropoda; Insecta; Lepidoptera; Pyralidae
Product: zinc finger protein 626-like
Exons: 11
Coding region: 255-2042 (595 amino acids)
Biological process (GO): regulation of transcription by RNA polymerase II
Cellular component (GO): chromosome; nucleus
Molecular function (GO): zinc ion binding; chromatin insulator sequence binding
Source: RefSeq, a predicted model, not a curated record